Messenger RNA from Plasmodium adleri (nom. inval.), 6639 nucleotides. RefSeq names its product conserved Plasmodium protein, unknown function. NCBI's taxonomy places the organism in Eukaryota, Apicomplexa, Aconoidasida, Haemosporida, Plasmodiidae. The record is from RefSeq and is a predicted model, not a curated record. The coding region runs from base 1 to 6639 and encodes 2212 amino acids. The transcript has a single exon.
AUGGUAUUUAAAAGAGGUAGGGGAAAUUCUCAUAAAUCACGAAGAAGAAAAAGAUUUAAAAGUGACAUUAAUGAGGAUAUUAAUUUAGAAGAUAAUGUUGGAAUUAUUGGUGAACCUGAUUACAAUGAAGUUUUUGAGGUAGAGAAAAUAAUAAUGGCUAGAUAUAAAGAGAAUUGUAAAAAGAAAAGAAAUAAUAGAAAAGAUGAAAAUUUAGAUGAUUUUGAAUUUUAUAUAAAAUGGAAAAAUUAUGAUAGUGAUGAAAAUACAUGGGAACCUUUUGAGAAUUUAAGUCCAAAUUUAAAAGGGCAAGCAAAAAAAGUUGCCUUACAAUUAACAGAAGGAAUAAAUAAUUGUAAUAACAAUGAAAAUGAAAAAAAUGAUAAUAAAGAGGAAAAUAUAGAACCUCUUGUGGAUGAUAAUAUUAAUAGAUAUAUAGAAAGAAAUGUUAUAAAUAAUAUCGAAAAAAAUUCUGAACAAAAUGUUGAAAUAUAUAAUAAUAAAGCUUAUGAACAAACACGAUUAGUACAAAGCAUAGAUGUAUUAAAUACAAACAAAACAAAAAUGGGAUUUAUUGAGAUAAAACCAAAUGAUAUUGAUGAUGAUGAUGAAGAAAUUAUAAAUAUUAUGAGAGAACUAGAAGCUGAAAAUAUGAAAAAAGAAAAAAAUAAAUUAAGAAAUAGAAACUUCAACUUUUUUAAUAUUUCAUCAAAUUCUAGAUUAUCAAAUGAAAUUAAUUCAUAUCUAUAUGAUGAUUCGGAUAAAAUGGAUGAUACUUAUGUUGGUAAAAAGAAACCCGGAAAUAUAAAAAGCAUCUUGUCUUUGUCAAACAGGAUGAAUAAUGACGAUAAUAAUGAUAAUAAUAAUAAUAAUAUAUAUAAUAAUAAUAAUAAUAAUAUAUAUAAUAAUAAUAAUAAUAAUAAUAAUAAUAUAUAUAAUAAUAAUAAUAUAUAUAAUAAUAGAAAUUAUAAUAAUAAUAAUAAUUAUAACCACUGUAAGCAUUCAACAAAUUCAUCUUACGAUGCUAAUAAUAAUUCAGUUAAUCUUAACGAUCUUCAUCAUUUAAAUGAAGAAGAAAAAAAUAAUCUCUUAUUUUUAUAUGACUCUGAUGAUUUAAUAAAAAAAGACAACCGAUUUGUAAAUAAUAUAAAUUAUAAUAAUUUACUUCAUUCAAAAAAUGUAAAAAAAUUAAAAAAUAAUUAUUUAGAAACUUUAUUAAAUAAUAAUAAUAUAAAUAGUAAUGACACAUUUGAUGAUGAAACGCUAUUAAAAAUGAAUCCCAGUGUAUCACGUUCUUCUAAUUUAUAUUAUAAUAAUUUUGAAAACUCAAAAACAUGCCACCAACCAAAUAGUUUUAUUAAUACAAUUAAAGGUUCUAAUAGAAAUAAUGAAAAUAUUAUAAAUGAUCUUAAUAAAGAAAAGGAUGAAAGCUCUCAAAAUGAUACAUCCUUUUUUUAUAGUACAGAUCGAACAUCAACAAAUGACUAUGAUAUAACAAGUAAAGAAAAAAUAAAACCAUUACAAAAAGAAUCCUUAAUAAAUCAUGAAGAGGAUAAUGUUCAAGAACAUCGUAAGUUAUUAUUAGAUAAAAAUGAUGAUAAUAAUAAUAAUGAUGAUGAUAAUAAUAAUAAUGAUGAUGAUAAUAAUAAGGAUAAUAAUAAGGAUAAAAAUAAGGAUAAAAAUAAGGAUAAUAACAAUAAUGAUGAUAAUAUUAAGGAUAAUAAUAAGGAUAAUAACAAUAAUGAUGAUAAUAAUGAUGAUGAUAAUAAUAAUAAUACUAAUAAUAAUACUAAUACUAAUAAUAAUAAUAAUAAUAACAAUCAUAAUAAUAAUAAUAAUCAUGAUAAUAAUAAUAAUAAUCAUGAUAAUAAUCAUAAUAACAAUCAUAAUAAUAAUAAUAAUAAUUGUGAUAAUCAUAUUAAAAAUAAUACUUAUAAAUGUGAUAGCAAUCAUUUGAAUAAUUUUAUGAAUGAAAAAAAUAAAAAUCAUCUGAUGAAUCAUACCCUUGACUCCUCUCUUGAAGACAAUAAUUAUACAGAGAAUUAUAUUUAUAACUAUUUAAAUGAUAAAAACAAAACAGAUGAUCAUAAUUCUAAUAGUAAUAACAAUAGUAAUAUGUUUAAUUAUAAUAAUAAUAAUAUGGACUUAAAAAAUAUGAAGAGAAAUGUAUUGAAUAAAAAUAAAGUAACAAAGUUUCUGCCUUCAUAUAAUACUAGUUUUAAAAAAGAAAUUUGUAAUUUGAGAAAAAAUAUGAAGAAAAAAUUAAUUGUUAAUGCUAUGUCAAAUAAAUUUAGUAUUUCUCAAAUAGAUGGAAAUAAUAGAAAUAAUGGAAAUGAUGAAAAUAAUGCAAAUAAUUCAAAUAAUGAAAAAAACUGUGACGAUUUUAAUCAGUUUUGUUUACAGAAUGGUAAUGAUCCAAUGAGAAAAAAAAAAUUACAUAAUGAAAGGAAAAAAAGUACAAACAAUAAAAAUAAUAUUAAUAAUAAUAAUAAUAAUAAUAAUUAUUAUUAUAAUAAUUACUUAAAUAAUGAUAAACGUUCAGAAGAAGAUAAUUCUUUUGAAUUUAAUGAUUCAUAUUUUACAAAUAGUGCCAAUACAAUAAAUCAAGUUAAUAAACUUGUCCAAAAAUAUUUAGCUUUUCCGCGUAAUAAAAAUAUUAUGACAACUGAUUAUUUAUUUAAUACAAAUAAUAUUAAUGAUAAUAAUAAAAGAAAAAUAUCAUUCAAAGAUAAUAAUAUAUCACUAGAAAAUUAUAAUAAUAAUGAGUAUUAUGAUUAUCAUCAUAUUAAUAAUAAUAGCAAUACUAAUGUAAAAAAUAUGAUACAUAAUAAAAGUUUUUCUGACUUUAUUGAUGAAGACAAAACAUUUAAAAAAAAAACUGGAAAAAAUAUCAUAAAAAAUAUGUUAUGCAAUAAAAAAAGUUAUAGUAAUAAUAGUAUCUAUGUCAAUCGUGAUAUCUCAGAAUAUGAUGAAGAAAACUUAGGGAACAAAAAUUUUAUAAAUAAUCAAACAUGUAAUAAUUACUUUAUGAAUUCGAAAGAUUUACAAAACAUAUAUUCUAGUGAAAAAUAUGGAAAGAGCAAAAAAGGAAAUAAAUGUUCAAUAUCAAGAAAAAUAAAUGAUUAUAUAUAUAACAACAACAGCGGUAAUAAUAGUAGUAGUAAUAGUAAUAAUAAUAAUAAUAAUAAUAGAAAUAAUAGAAAUAAUAAUUUUAAUAAAUUAUUUGAAUCGGAAUAUGAUUCUGUAUGUGAAACAUUAAUGAAUACAUAUUGUAAAAACACAUGUAAUGAAUAUUCUAAAAAAUUAAAUAAUGAUGAAAAUGAUAGUUCAAAUGAACCCAUAAACGAUAUAAAAUAUUAUAUUAAUGAUAAUAAUAAUAAUAAUAAUUCAACUAGUAACUCUCGUCCAUCCCUUAUGCUUGACAACUCAUCAGAAAAGAAUUACGAUAAAAUAGAAGAUGAUAUAAAAAAAAACCAAUUAGAGAUACCAAAAGGAAAUCAAAAAUAUGAUGCACAUGUUGAUGAUGAUAUUGAAGAUGAUGAUGAUGAUGAAAACACAGAUAGAAAUAAUAAUACUAUUAAAAGUCCUAUACACUCAGAUAUUAUUUAUAAAAUAUUAAAUGAAGAAAAGAGAAAAUCACAAGAACAAAAUGUACAUAUCUUAAAUAAGGAGAAUAUUAAUGAAUUUACAGAAUUUAAAAGAAAUGACAAGAAAAAUAAUGAAAUGUUAUUUUCUUCAUCAGAUGAUAUGAAAAGUAAUAUAUAUGGUAAUGAAAACUAUCCUUUUGAAAGUUUUAAUAAUAAAUGUAUAUUGAAAAAAACACAACAUUUAUAUAAUACAGAUAUAAAUAAAAAUAUUUCUGAUAAUAGAAAUGAAAGUAAUAGUACAAACAAUAACAAUAGUAAAAAUAAAUAUGGUUGUUUAAAUAGUAUGACCAUAAAUAUAAAAGAUAUUCUUGAUACUAAAAAUGAUAAACGUGAUUAUUAUAUCAACGUUCUUGAAAAUGUGCUAAAUGCCUUAAAGGAAAAUCGUACAUAUAAUUCAAUAGAAAAUGUAAACACAAAUGGUCAUGUGAGAAGUAACUCAUAUACUGAUACAUCAUCCAUAUUAUUAAAUAAAAAAAUACAAGAAUUGUCUGGUGAAAAGGAAAAUUCUGAGAAUUUUCAAAACGUAAAAAGACGUACAUUUCAUAAUGAUUCUAUUGAAUAUACCAAAACACCAAAAAGAGUUUUCUUUGAUAUAAAUAAGGAAAACCAGCAAAAUAAGAAAUCAAAAAAGAGAAAUUUAAUUGAUGAUAAAGUAGAUGAUAAUAAUAAUAAUAAUAAUAAUAAUAAUAGUAAUAAUAGGGAUGAUAGCAACACUAAUAAUGAUAAUAAGAAUAAGAAACAUAAAACCGUUUUUAGUAUAUAUAGUUCAAUAAAAAACAAGUCUCGUAAUAUUUUAAGUAAUAUUAAAUUAGGACAUUUUCUGACAAAUAAAAAUAAAUCACAAAAUAAUAAAGCCGAGGACAAUAAAAAUGCAGUUCCUAUAAGAAUAAAAAGAGAAAAGGCAGAUGAUCAAUUAGAAGAGAAUGUGGAAAAUGAAGUGACUAAUGAUAAGGAAAAUAUGAGUGAUAGUGAACACAAUAUAAAUGAUGAUGGAAAUAAAAUGAGUGAUGAUGAACAAUCUUAUAGUGAUGGUAAAAAUAAAAUAAGAAGUGAAGAAGAUCAUAUAAAUGAUGAUGAUAACAACUUAAAUAGUUAUGAUGAAGAAAGUGAUUUUAAUUAUAAUAAAAAAAAUAAUUAUAAAGGAAAAAGCAUUUUUUCGCGUUUAGAAAUAUUAAAUGUAAAUGUUGUCAAAUUAAAUUAUUUAGAUAAAUUAGGAGAAUAUAUUGAUUCUGUUGAUAAGUUAGCAAUAGGUAAUUUAGAUUCCCUACUAAAAAAUUUUAAUAUUUUAAAUAAUUAUAAAGGUAAAGAUAAAGUAAUGAUUUAUUUUUUAAAUCCUGGAUUUCAAAAACGUUUAUUAGAAGCUUAUUCAAAUAUAUUUUUACAUUUUGAUAUAUUUAUAGAUAAUAAAACAUAUAAUUUUAUUUUUAAUAAUUGUGAAUAUGUUAAUGUAUUAUUAGAUCGAGCAUUUUCUAUAAAAAGAGAUGAAGAAUAUAAUAAAUUGAAAAAUAUACCAUCUUAUGAAUUAUCGAAAUAUUUAUAUUUAUUUUAUGAGUUGGGCAAAAUGACAGAAAAAUUAAAUACCCUUUUUAAAAUUCUUUUUAUACCUACACGUUUGAAACCUCAUAAAUAUUAUUUUCCAUCUGUUCAAUAUUUUGAAAGGUUUUAUAUACAUCUGUAUUAUAGAACACGUGCUGAAGGUGUAGCUGUUGAUACUAAUCAUGUUGGUUAUGAAAAAGUGGGGGAUGAAAAAGUGGAGGAUGAAAAAGUGGAGGAUGAAAAAGUGGAGGAUGAAAAAGUGGAGGAUGAAAAAGUGGAGGAAGAAAAAGUAGAAGAUGAAAAAAUAGAGGAUGAAAAAGUGGAGGAUGAAAAAGUGGAGGAUGAAAAAGUGGAGGAUGAAAAAGUAGAGGAUGAAAAAUUGAAUGAUGAAAAUUUUCAGGAAGAAAAAUUUGAGGAUGAGAAAAUAGAGGAUGAAAAAGUAGAGGAUGAAAAAGUAGAGGAUGAAAAAGUAGAGGAUGAAAAAUUGAAUGAUGAAAAUUUUCAGGAAGAAAAGUUGAAUGAUGAGAAAUUGGAGGAUGAGAAAUUGGAGGAUGAAAAAGUGGAGGAUGAAAAAGUGGAGGAUGAAAAAGUGGAGGAUGAAAAAGUGGAGGAUGAAAAAGUGGAGGAUGAAAAAGUGGAGGAUGAAAAAGUGGAGGAUGAAAAAGUGGAGGAUGAAAAAGUGGAGGAUGAAAAAUUGGAAAAUGAAAAAUUAGAGGAUGAAAAAUCGAAUGAUGAAAAAUUGGAGGAAGAAAAAUCGAAUGAUGACAAAUCGAAUGAUGAUAAAUUGAUGAAUGAACAAAAUAUUUCCAGUGAAUAUGAUAAUACUUCAGAUAUAAUUAAAAAGGAUAAUAUUUUUGAAAACAAUAUAAAUGAAGAAUAUAAUAUUAAUAUCCUUGAGGAUAAAUCAGAAUAUAUAAUUAAUAAUGAAUAUUUGAAAAAUUCUCCUGAUGACAUAUUAAAUUUCGAAGAUACAAUGAAUGAAGAGAGUAGUAAUAAAAGCUCUAUAGAAAAUAAUAACAUUGAUAAUAAUAAUACCGAAGAAAGAGAUGAAAAUAAUAAUGAAAAAAACAAUAUAUACAUAAAAAAAAAUGAUGAUAAUAUUAAUAAUUGUAUUAUUAAUGGUGGUACUACAACAGAUAAUGAUAAUGAAAAUAUUGAUGAUAUAAAAAAAGAUUCUAAUAAUUUAAGUACAUAUAGUAAUAGUUCUACUAUUCAAAAUAAUAAUAUUCAUAAUGAAGAUAGUGAUGAUUAUAAUAAUAAUAAUAAUAUUAAAGACAUAUCUAUAACAAGUUACGUCUUGGAAGAAAGGUUAUCAUCCUUAAGUGUAAUUAAUAAAGGACAUAUAGAAAAUGAAGAGUUAACAAAGAAAGAACAAAAUAAUGAAGAAGUAAAUACCAAAUUUUAUGAUUUCAAAUCCAAAUUUUUAAAUAAUAAUAUGUUACGAAAAUUUAUUAAAUGA